UUGCGAUAAGUCAAUACAGUGCUCCAAUAUUGUAAUUUUGUUUAAAGUUAAAUACUGUUCAAAGUAAUAUCAACCUUAUCUACGCGGCAAUAUAGUAUUCAAUCAGUGUAACCCAGUGGGCAACACAUCUGCUAAGCAACAGACGAUUGCUUGCAUAAGGAUUGUAGUAUAUGCAAAAAUAGCAGAACAAAUGGGAACACCAAUUGACAAUAAAUCAAUGUCGAAUCCUGACCUGUCAGACAAUGCGGAUACGUCCAAUGUAAAUGUCAGAAAAAGGAAAAACCGCUUGGACUUCGACGAUAUGACGUCACUUCAAUCAGACAUACGUGAGAUGCUUAACAACUUCAAAGCCGACAGGGAUGCUCAGAAUACGAAGUUAUAUGCAGCAAUUGAUGACCUGAAGGCACAAAAUAAAGAAAUCAUCAAGACCAACAGCAAAAUUGAGAAAAUCCUGGAAGAUACGACAUUGCUGUACAACAAGCUGAAUGACAAGUAUGAGAAAAUGUCUACUGAACACGAUAAUGCCAUGAUAAAAAUAAACAGCCUUGAAGAACAAGUGGAAGCCUUGCAGAGGGCUCAAAGUGCUGCAAUGGUAGAAAUAAGAAAUAUUCCUGAUACCGGAAAUGAAGAUUUGAGUAAUUUAAUUGCUGUAAUGCAUGGUUCAUUGGGACUUUCUUUCUCUCCGAAUAACCUCAAGCAUGUUAGGCGUCUAAAGACUGCUCACAAAAAACAAAUAAUUGCAGAGUUCCAGACGGUGCAGCAAGGCACUGCUUUGCUCCAAGCAGUAAAAGAAUAUAACAAAUUGCAUCCAGAUAACAAAUUUAAUACGCUGAAUCUAAACAUAGAAGGAGAGAAGCAGCUAGUUUAUGUAUCGGAAUCUCUAACUCCGCGAGCCCGAAAGCUUCACUACUUCGCACGUGACCUUCGUAAAAACCAUAACUAUAAACACUGUUGGACCCGACAAGGAAACGUGUUUGUCAAACAAACGGAUACAUCACAGCCCAUCCUGAUCAAAUCAGAGCAGCAGAUUGAAGCACUCAAGGCAGCAUCUGUGUGCCAAUGACUAUUUAUUGUGUUACCUUGUAAGUUUUUCUUGUUUAUUAUUGACUCUUUCAUUCAUAUUUCCCACACAACACACCAACAUUCUCAGACACGCCAUUUCACUUGUAAUAUUUUCCUAAGCAGCCCUCUGGUAAUUCCACCGGUGGAAGACUACGUAGCCACAUCAUAUCAAUUUAAACAUGACCGACUUAAUAUUGUUAUCAUCUGAUAUUGAUCAGAGUAUCAAUAUCGGUAAUUCGGUGGCGGUGGAUCAACCAGAGUGUUGCAAAAAUGUUUUUACUAGUUCAGCACACCAGCUGAAAGUUAUGACUCUAAAUAUAAGAAGUUUGAAGCAUAAUUUCGAUGAUUUACAGGUGCUACUUGCGCGAAUAGACAUUAAUGUUGACGUCAUUAUAUUAUCUGAAUGUUGGCUAAGCGACGAUACUUGUUUGCCUUCGUUACCUAACUAUAAAACAUUUUCUACUAACCGUAUACUCAAUCAAAAUGCCGGGGUGGUGGUCUAUGUAAGGACUGCCAUAUCGUCUAAAACAACCGAACCUGAUUCAAUCCAAGACGCGAACUGCCUUGUCACAACAAUGGGUAAAAAAUUUGCUAUUGUUUCUAUAUACCGGCCCCCAUCUUAUAGACAAACUGAUAACUUUAUAAAGUCUCUUGAUUCAUUAUUGCAGACACUAAAACAAUACCAGAACAUCAUUCUUAUAGGUGAUAUUAACAUAAAUAUAAUUGAAAAUACACAAGACAAUAGAUCUCCCGACUAUCUGGAUAUGCUGGCGUCACACGGACUGUUACCUUCUCAUAAACUCCCCACUAGAGGUUGUAACUGCCUGGACCAUUGUAUGGUUAAAACAAAAUUAAAAAAUACUACAAUAGUUUGCGAUUCCUCUAUUACUGAUCACUCGUUAGUCAUGAUAUCACUUUCCAAAGCGCAUGUAUAUAAAUCAGAUGUACCAAAAACACACAAAAAAGUUGAUUACGCCGCGGCUAUAGCAGAAUUGGAUCUAGUUAACUGGGCUACAAUGUUGAGUGGAACGGACAUUAAUAUUGUUACGAAUAUGUUUCUGCACCUCGUCAACAGUACUCUAACAAAACAUACAACAUUAGUUAAAAUGUCUCACAGGAAACGCAAUGUUAAACCGUGGAUAACACCAGGUAUUAUCCGCUGUUUAAGGAAUCGGGAUAAACUCCACCAACGACUCAAAAAGGAUCCAGAUAAUUGUAUACUUAGAAUAACUUACAAAAGAUACAGAAACACAUGCAACCGUAUGCUACAAAACCUAAAACGAGCGUAUCAGAGAUCUUUAAUCAAAGAACACAGUAGAAAUGUAAAAAAACAGUGGGCUACAAUAAAAAAUAUUUGCAAUUUUAAUAAGACUGAUAGUAAUGAGAUGCAUCUUUUAACGUUAAAAUCCUCACCACAAGAAUCUCUAAAUCAUGCGAAUAGUUACUUUACCAAUAUUGGCAAAGAGUUAGCGACUAAUAUUAUAACUGGCACUCGACUUUCUGAGUCCAAUCGAGUUGAGACUAUGCCUGCAUAUACUACUCCGUUAAGAUCAAUGGCGCUAUUACCAACUGAUGAGCUAGAAGUAAAGGCUACAAUCUUAUCACUAAAAAAUACUCACUCUUCUGGAUGGGACGGAAUAUCUUCUUACUUUCUAAAAUUGGCACUUAAUAGUCUUGCCCUUCCUAUAACAAUUAUAUGCAACCUUUGCUUUAAGACAGGCAACUUUCCGAAGGCCCUGAAAAAGUCAAUAGUUGUACCUAUUUUUAAGUCUGGAGACAGAGACAGCAUCGAAAACUACAGGCCUAUUUCACUACUACCCACAAUAGCAAAAAUUUUGGAAAAAAUCAUUAACAAAAGACUAAAAAAAUACCUUGAAAAUAAUGAUCUAUUAAGUUCUAACCAACAUGGCUUCAGAGAGCGUAAGUCGACUGCUGAUGCAGCACAACAACUAACAUCAUUUCUUGUGGAUAAGCUUGACAGAAAUAAAAAGGCAACUGGCAUAUUUCUAGACUUGAAAAAAGCGUUCGACACUGUCUCUGUCCCACUACUUAUUAAAAAGUUAGAAAAUAAAGGAAUACGUGGUUUACCGUUGCAACUUUUCCAGGACUACUUGACCGAUCGGACUCAGGCAGUAAGAGUGGGAGACCGAUAUAGUACAGAAGAAACUAUUAAUUAUGGUGUGCCUCAGGGCAGUGUCCUUGGGCCAACCCUUUUUCUCGUGUACAUAGACGAUCUCUGUAGACUUAAACUCAAUAACGCACAAAUAAUAACCUUUGCCGAUGAUACUGUUAUAUUGUUUCACGGAGAAUCUUGGUCAGAAGUUACUAGUAUUGCUCAAACGGGUUUCGAUUUAGUCACACAAUGGUUAAACCAAAACUUACUCACGCUUAACUUAACUAAAACUAAGCUCAUCAAUUUCAGUAUAAGAGACAAAUAUCGACCUGCAGAGGGUACGAUAUCCAUCAAGGCUCAUGUAGACUGUGAUAGGAGUAGAAUCUGUGACUGCCAUGCAAUUACUGAGACUACAUCAAUAAGAUAUCUAGGCUUACAAGUAGAUAAAAAUCUUCGCUGGCAACAGCAUAUUAACAGUCUUACUAACAGAGUUCGAAAAAUGAUCUACGUUUUCAAAACACUAAGGCACGUGUGUGACCAGAGACUUUUAAUCUCAAUUUAUUAUGCACUGUGCCAGUCCGUCAUAUGUUAUUGCAUCAAUAUUUGGGGAGGUGCAGCAAAAACGACCAUGCUUCAGCUAGAGAGAUCACAAAGGGCGGUACUAAAAGUCAUGCUAUUUAAAAACUUUCUUUACCCAACCACAUCUAUUUACAAUGACUCCUGUGUUCUAACAGUAAGGCAAUUGUUUAUUAAACACUUGCUUCUGACGCAACACAAAAAUCAACCAGACUUUUCAGCAUCACGUAGAAGAAAUGACAUUGUAUACGCGGUUCCUAAAUGCAAAACUAAGUUCGCUAAGAGAUUCAUUACUGUUCUAGGCCCUACUCUUUACAACAAAGUAAACAAAAAUAUAAAUUUACGACAACUUACUAGAUAUUCCUGUAAAUUGAUGUUGGAAAAAUACAUGAAGUCACUGAACUAUGAAAACACGGAACAACUAAUUACUAAGUAAAUGGCCAGGCACGCAUACACAUACA
Molecule: messenger RNA, 4212 nt
Organism: Cydia fagiglandana
Lineage: Eukaryota; Metazoa; Arthropoda; Insecta; Lepidoptera; Tortricidae
Exons: 1
Coding region: 191-1063 (290 amino acids)
Source: RefSeq, a predicted model, not a curated record